This is a messenger RNA of Schistosoma haematobium, 10792 nucleotides long. RefSeq names its product Protein bicaudal D 2, variant 2. Gene Ontology annotation, molecular function: dynactin binding; dynein complex binding; cytoskeletal adaptor activity. Gene Ontology annotation, cellular component: Golgi apparatus; nucleolus; cytosol. The transcript has 9 exons. Gene Ontology annotation, biological process: ribosomal large subunit biogenesis; microtubule anchoring at microtubule organizing center; ribosomal small subunit biogenesis. NCBI's taxonomy places the organism in Eukaryota, Metazoa, Platyhelminthes, Trematoda, Strigeidida, Schistosomatidae. The coding region runs from base 776 to 3508 and encodes 910 amino acids. The record is from RefSeq and is a predicted model, not a curated record.
CAGUAUAUCGAGAAGUGACUGAUCUAAGCUGUCUAGCGGUUGCAGGAGAAGUGGAGUACGGCGUUCCAACUCGUGGUCUGGUGCAGAUGCGCGACCGAGCGCCUUUAGCUAGAUGAGUCCAUUAAAACCAAUGUGGGCAACAUCGAAUGUCAAAAACUUACAGAGUUAUUGAUUUUGAGGAUUUAUUUACCGCUACAGGCCUUAACUAUGUCGAUGAUAAGACCUUUUUGACUUUGUGUGCAGUAUUGCUCGUCCUAAAUUUGAGUACUGAAGAGAGAGGCUAGUUCUUGCCAAAGAGAGACAGUGAGCCGAUGGAAAAUUUUUAUAGAACCGCAACUAAGCUGACUCCCGGAAUAGCAAAAUUCCCGUAUGAUAUUUGACUGACUAAACUAAACUAAUUUCCAUUGUCAUAUAGAAGAACCAGAGGUGAUAUGGUCACAGUUUUUAAAUUACUCGGUGACAAAUUGAAUAUGAUACGCCCUCAUUCUUCUGGUCUUCCAAAACAGAGACAUUACGUUGACAUUCCAUAAAAUUUCACAAGUCCAGAACAAAUCGCUUGUUAGCUGACCUUCGACUUUCGCAUCGAAUCAUUAUUACCUCAACAUAUGAUUGAAGCCCAAUCUGUUGACGCUUUCUAAAGAAAGUUGGAUGAACUGAAAGACCACCAUUGACAGGACCAACACAGGCCACUCAUAUCCCGCCCUUUAAAAACUGAAACCAAAAUUAGGUUUUGGGAGCGCCGCUCUUAGUCUGUUGCGCAACAUUUUCGCUGGGGAUGGCGGAUGAUGGGAGGAGUUUGGAAGAAGAGAAUCGACAGUUAAAGUCUGCACUAAAAGUGUCUAUGCAGGAGAAGUAUGAAGCAGCUGAAUAUGGUCUUACCCUUUUGGAAACAAAUCAACAACUCAAAAAUCAGCUUGAUGAAUUGGGCGGAAAGUAUGAAGAAUUAGAUCGAGAACUAAAAAUUACUCGCAAGAGUUUAGAGGAACAGAACCUUAUUCAACGUAGACUAAGUAUCGCUGGCUUCCAGGAGGAGGAUGACUUGGUAUCCGAGUCGGCAAACAGAGAACGUGUCUUAAGAAAUCAAGUGCAUGAUUUAGAAGUGGAAUUAAAGGAGCUCAGACUUAAGUAUGAGCGGCAAAUGGCGGAGAAUGACACGUUGCACAAAAGGAAUAUUGAACAACAGUCGGCUCAUGAAGAUCUAGAGAAACAGUUUAGGAACCUGAAAUCUGAUAUUAGAGAUGCUAAAGCAAAAGAAGUUCAAAUCUUAAACGAAUAUGAUGACUUGGAGGCAGAAAAUUUAGAGUUACAAAAGACUAUACUUUCCUUAAAAACUAGUCAGGUGGAAUUUGAAAGCGUAAGGCAUGAAUUAAAGCGACUACAAGAGGAAAAUGAUGUUAUACAUGUCCAACUGGAAGAAAUAACUCGUUUAAAGCGGAUGACCGAAAAGUCCUUGGAAGAUGCUUUAGAAUCACUCCAGAUUGAACGUGACCAACGUCAUAAUUUACGCAAGGAACUUGACAGCAGAAUUAUAUCGGAUUCAAUAAGCCACCUCAGCGACUUGCGAAACCUAAACAAUUUGGCAAAUGUUAGCAAGCUUAGUCAACUUCAGGAAAGUAAUACUGAAUGUCAAAAACUAGAUACCAAUGUGUCUACUAAUGAACCUCCUGAAAGUGAUGUGAAGAAUCGAGAAAAUAAGUCUGGUUCUAAGCAUCCUUCGCCAGACGAUCUGCUGACUGAAUUAAGAACUACAGAAAUCGCCAAGUAUGAGGCAGAAUUGGCUCAUAUAGAAGCUGAGAAAAAUGAACUUACGAGAACACUCGAAAUUACCCAGCGAUCUCUUGAGUUGGCUACAAGUGAAGUUUCAAAUAAACAGGAGCGUAUCAAUGGGUUACUGGCUCAGUUAGAUGCAAUUAUGUCCGUCAAAUCAGAAGCAGAUUCUGAAUUCGAAGUCAAAGAAUUGGAAUUAGAAGCACAACCAACUGCAAACUGUAAAAAUGCGAUGGUGGAAUCCUGCAUUUCAAUGACUUCUCAUACAGAUGAAAAUGAAGAUCCAAAUACAAACACACAAAAUGACCUAAAAAGAUUGCGUAGAGCUCUACGGCUAAAUGAAAAUCGUUAUUCCGUAGCUUUGCGACAAAUUGCCAGCAUGCAACAUGAUCUUUGGAGAUAUCAUGAGCGUGAAAAAAUUGAUUCUCGACCUGAACUAGCUUCAGAAGAAUCCUUAAAACAAGAACUGGUUCGCUUACAAGGCAUUUUGGAACAACGUAAUGAGGAAAUAAAAACGCUACAGCAGAAGCUAUCUGAUAACGAACAAACUAUUUGUACAAAUUAUAGUAAGAUCUGUUCUGUCACGGAAACUUAUAAGCAAUGUCUUAUUGUUCUUAUCGGGAUUUAUAGCUUUGUGUGCUCAGUUAUUAAAGUAUCACCACAUAAACAAGUCGCUUAUGUAGCGGAUCGUUUUAAUAUCCCUCUUCGUAGUGAGAAAGAUUCGUCGGAGAAUUCAGUCGCAUCUGAUCUAGUUGGGACAGAUAAGUCUAUUGAUGAACAGUUGGGACAAGAUUGUGGAAUAAAACCAACAGAAUCUCCCACGUCUAAUGCAAAAACAACAACCAGUACUACUACUACCGAAUCUAAUUUCGAAGUGUUAUCCGAAGAAGCCGAUUUGCAUCUUACCGUUGUCACACAACUGCGUCAUCUAGUUAGCACAUUCAAUGAAAAGUAUUCUCAGAUUUCAAAUCAGGUCCCUGGACGUAGCAGUUUAGAUAUUGAAGAGACCCAACAACAAAACUUGCGUUUAAAAAGUCUGUUGGAGACGAAACGUGAACAAGUACACACAUUGCGUAAUAUGCUGCGAGCCAAUAAAACUACAGCUGAAACCGCUCUAGCAAAUUUGAAACAAAAAUAUGAAAAAGAGAAAAUUAAUGUCAGUUCAACAAUGCAACAGUUACGUAGUGAGUUGAAGACACUUAAAGAAGAUGCUGCAAUCUAUGGUUCUUUACGCGCUGUAUUCUCCCAACGUUAUGAUGAAUACAUGACACAAUUAGAUGAAAUGCAAAGGAAACUAAGUGUAGCUGAAGAAGAAAAAAGAACUGCAAAUACUUUGUUACGCCUUGCUAUUCAGCAGAAAUUAGCUGUUACUCAACGACUUGAAGAACUUGAAGUAGAUCUCUAUCAAAAACAAAAUUUUGACAUUCGUUCUGGCCAACCUCAUCCACCUUAUCAUACUAGUUCAAUUCAACCAUCUCCUAAUUCCCUUUUAUCUAGUCCAAAUCACCAGCACUCUUAUUCUACAUCAAUUCAUAGUCAGCGACAUUCAACUCCACAAAGCUUCCCCCCAAUUGAUCUUUCCACCCUUAGAUCAUCUACCCUUCCGAAUGCUCCUUAUUAUACCGGUUCAAGUCCACAACAUGGAAGUAUGUCGUCCAAUGGCAGUGGUGCAAGAUUAUCAGGUCCAGGAUCCGAUAGAAGCAAAAGGAAUACGCGUUUCAGACGUGAUGGUGUGACCUGAACAUAUUGUCUAUCCAGUCGUCUGUUACAUAUAUAUAUAUAGCCUUCAACCUGUUUUUUCUAUUUAGGCUAUCAUCAGAUGUUUUUUUACAUCUCAUUAUGCAUACGCUUGUAUAAUAUGUUUUAAACAGUUUGUGCUCGUUUAUUGUAAUUAUUUAGAGCUCAAUGUUCUUGCUUCUUCACACAACUUAGUUAACCAUAUAUCGUGAAUUCGGCGAGAAAUUUUAAUCUUUUUACUAGUAUGAUGAAUUGUUUAUUAUGUGCAAUAUAAAUUUUCUUUUCCAAUCGAUCUCUCUAAAAUAUACAUUUUAAUUGUAAGCAGUUAGAGGAUUGUGUCUUUCUUUUCCUUUAUUGAACGUUAAUUCAUAUCUCUGGACAUCUUCAUAGGAUAUUUAUAUACAUCUCUGUUAACAAUAUCUGUUCACUGAAGAACAUCAAGUUUGAUCACUUACGUGGAUUUCAUGUCUCUCUGGAUGUUUUCGUUUCUUAAUUUUUAUCCAUCUUUUUAUCAUAUCAAGUGUUGCAAUAUCUUAUUAUUCGUUUUUAGUAUGAUAAAACACUCACGUAAAUAUAAAUAGCAUGUUUUUCAUUAUCGUUUUGUUUUACCUAAUUCUAUUUCUACUUUUCCAUAUGUAUAAAAGCACUAAAGUGUACAAUGAAAUUUUCUUUUCUUCCUGUUAUUCUUCGUGUCAGUCCUUUUAAUUUACUUAUGGCGUUCAAAUAGAAUGCUUCAUGGAAAGUUUGGAUUUUUCUUUUGACAAUAAUUUGUUUUUCUUCAUCUUCGUUCUAAAUGUAUGGUGUUAAAAAGUAGCAAUUCGUUCGAAGUCAUUGUUUUUUGGUUUCAUUCAUUUAUAAACCUAUUUAUGUUUGUGAUGGUUUGAUGGAAUCCUGGUGAGAAUUAUUUUUAGUUCCUUAGAAAUGAAGUAAUUCGACUCCAUAAAAAAAACUAUCGAUUUUAACACCAUAUAAGCUCAUUUACUGGUUUUCUUUCAUCAAAAUGUUUGCUUUUGACCGAAUAAUGCCGUGUGGUUGGCAAGUAUGAAUUGGAUAAUACUUUUAGCUGUAACUCCACGCAACGCUUCACUAAUUAAAACACUCGCAUAUAAAGCAUGUUUCUUAUUGUUGAAGUAUAUAGUGCGUCAAAUAUUUUACAAAAGUUUAUGUGUUUUGAUUCUUUAUGAUAAACAUUCUUAAACAAUUGAUAAGUUCUCUUAUCUCUGUGGAUAUUUGACAUUGCUUAUGAAGAUGUUAGAUUUCUUAUAUCGUAAGUCAGCUGCAUAUGACGUACACCAGAUUUACCAUGUGUUAGAUUAAAUACUCUUGUAUACUUAACAAAAUAGGAUUUUGUUCAAAUGGGGCGUCCUUCACAUUCUCUACACAAAAAUCGAAGCAUCUAAACUUCGUGGUAAAUUUGUUCAAAAUCAAGGACGUGACACGGAGAUCCAAGUUUUCUCCAAAGAAUAUAGGACUUCUCAAAAGUUCGUUUUCUAUUGUAGAAUCGUACAGUUUAUAAAGUAACUGAGCUUUAAUUAUAUAUGCCUGUAAAGCUAAACUUUCCGUAAGCGUAACUACUAAAUAAAUACAGUUCCUGAAGAAUUUAUAGCUUAAUAGUGUUAAUGAAUGUCUCAGUCUUUCGCCAAAAGCGACUUUGAGCACUAAUUGUAACAUAUGUAUGAAAAAUAUAUUGAAAGUGCUUAUUCAGGAGAGAUAUUCAACAUUCAUUUUCAAUAUACAUCAUAUAUUUUGUACAUCUUUCUCUUUUUAUUUAAACCUGAAUUAGUUUAAGUAGAAAAGUAUGGAUCGAAAAUUAAUACUUCAAAUAACAUUCCUGUGUUUCCAAAACCACGUUGUAACUAAAACUUGUCUUCUCUUUAUUACUUAGGUGCAAUUAACAUAGACUUCAUAUAAAGCAUUUGAUUUUUCUUUAUUUGUCGUAACUGAAUAUAAUACUUAGUUUGAGUUCAAUAAUAUCAUAAUUUAACAUUACUUUCAUGAACAGAUAAAACCAAACGUAGGGAAUAUUGUAGACAGUUAUAACUUUGCUCACUUGAAAAGCAUAUGUGAUCAAUUAUUUGAACUGAAUGAAAUGGUUUAAUGUUUUAUUCUACGUAUGCAUAAACGAAUGUCAGCCUAAUUAAUAUUUUCUUUAAUCUAUCUCACGUGGUAGUUCAUUGAUUGUUUUAAUUAUUUGCGUCAUCCAAGAAUUACACAUUCACUUGCAGAGAUGCUAAUGCGUCAAAUACAUUACAUGUUUAUAUGCAGCUUACUCAAGUAAUUUUCUUGAAAUCACAUGUUUCGCCUAUUCUUAUAUUUUGCGCUUAGUUGCUAGGCUUGGAAUGACCACUAGUAUUUAAGUAAAUGCUCACCACUUAGAUGUGAUAUGACCUCGGAGUAACUUUUAUCUACCAAUCACGGAACCGUAUUUUUUUUACAAAAAUGUCUUUAUUAACUCAUUUUAUUGUGUCACUAAUUAUUGUUCAACUUGUGCGUUUUUAUUGCUUCCAUUGUUUUUAAUUGACUGGACUGGUUCAUGUUCUAGUUUUAAAUGUACUAUUUUUGGUUUUAGAAAUAUGAAAAUAGACACCUACGUAUUUCUAGUUAAACUGUUUUGGAUAUAGCUUUGCAAAGAUUUUGUGUUCAACAGUUUGGAGAAUAUUUACGUAAAAAUUAUUUGUAGUGUAGUUGAGUACUAUAUAAUUACGUUAUCGAUCCAACUGAGCAUUUGGAAUUUUUUCUUGUUAGUAUUAAAUAACGAGUUUGUAGAUCAAUCAUUAUUACACAUAUUCUCUAUACUUCUACUUUUUAUCACUACGUAUUUCCUUUCGCCUUCAUUCAAUCUUCAAUACUGACAUUCAUUCGAUUGAUUUGGGUUUCCUCUUGGUUUUGUUAGCAUAAAACCAUUUGUUUCUCUUUCACUUCUCUUAACCUUCGUACUUAUUCGAGAAAGGACGAGGAUUUUAUACGACCACUAUCUUCUGUUCUUUUAUAUUUUCCUAGUAGGCUCCUCGUUUUUGUCAAGGUUUAAGUUCCCUAAGUUUAGUCUGAUUGUCAUUCUGUUUUUCGACAUAAAAUUGCAUGACGAAACCGGAGUAAAAUAAUAGUGAGUAUUUUAGCAGCGGUUUGUCACUGUACGUUAUCAAGUGUGAGAAAAAAGUCACAACGUUUAUAAGUUCACCCCAUUAUAUUGUUGUGGUGUUUGAAUGAACUAGUGAUUCCUUUGUACUUGUUGAAUGCUUGAUUUCGAAUUCCGAAUACAGUACAUUCGUUUGUGGUUAUCUAGUACUUUUUGAUCCGAUUACGUUAUUUCUGGGAUUCUUAGUUCAUACUAUAAUUCAAAUACUCCUAAUUAUCAUAAUUAUCCGAUAGCUGCCAUACCACAGAGUUAUUGUAUUCAAUGAAUGUAUAUAUCAACCCUACUUUGAAGGAUCCAGCAGGAGCCGCUACUUUCGCUUCUGGUGGGAAGUUUCACAUUUUAAUGUAUUAAGCACGAUGUUAAUCUGUGAAUAAGUGAUCCUCGGCAGUUUGUAUUCACUCCAGUAAAAUGGAGAUUGGAUUUGUAUACUGCGGUCAUAUGCUUAUUUCAUUUUUAUACAAUUCCUGGAUAUUCUAUUUUCAGUGUUAUUUCUAUUCUAGUACGAAUAUCGAUUUUAAUCCUAUUUAGUUAUAAGGACGUUUGAUUCUGGUUUCAACCUGAUACUAUUAUUAUUAUAAUUCAAUUUCGUACUUAGUCUAUUAAGAUUUACAUGCAAAGGCGAGACUAUAAUGGAGGAUUUAGUACUGAAAUUCCUAAUAAAUCAUAUUAUGGAUUAUUCUCUGUUGAUUACCACUCAUACUUACUGAUCUACUAAGUAGGACGAUGUUUAUGGCACAAUUGUAUAUCCUCGAUAAUAUCUCCCUCCAAAUCCUAAUAUCACUUGCAUAUAGCACAGUUUGGAUGUCUAGGUCAUUAACAAAAGUUAAGUAAUUGGUUGAGUAUGAAAUCCUGAGGUGCUCCUCUACUUAUGGAAAAAUGGUUAUGCAAGGUAGUAAAGAGUAUGAUUACUUGUGAUCUACCCGAAAGCCAUUUUGAUAUCUACUAAGUGCCAUGAAGGUUUGAAAGUGAUUGCGGCGAGCUUAUUAUUCCUCUUCAUUGAAUGUCAAGAACAGGUUAGCUGAUUGAGAGAGUUAUUCCAGUACUAAUAAAUAAUAUGACGAAAUCUUUGCACGGAUUCAAAAAGCUCGUUAAGCUUUUGCUGACUCACGUCACCUAUCCACCCAUCAAUUCGAGACCGAGUAUACCACGACGCACAGUGCAGAUCAGCCUGGUCAUGGCUGCAUCGACUACAUAUUCACCAUUCGUCAGGUCCUAGAACACAGGCAUCCUUAUCGGCGUCCGACAACGGUGGUCUUUCUUGACUUAAAAGCAGCAUGUGAUUCUGUAGACCGAGUGGGUCUGUGGCAAUGUCUGUCAUUGAGAGGCGUACCUCAGAAGUACAUAAACCUUGUGAAGGUUCUUUACUCGAACACUAUUAAUCGAGCUAGAGUUCAUGGCGAACUGUCAUCUGAUUUCGCAACCCCAAGUGGUGUCCGUCAAGGCUGUUCACUUUCUCCAUUUUUGUUUAACUUCAUCAUAGACCUACUGAUGGAAAUAACGCUCUGAUAGACUGAAUUUUCAGGCAUUGAUCUACUACCAGGAGGUCCACUUAUCGACUUAGAAUAUGCAGAUGACAUAGUCCUGUUUGGUGAAGACGCAGAUAAAAUGCAGAGUCUUGAUAGCACUGAGCAGCAACGCCAGAAUUUUUGGGAUGCGCUUCUCUCCCUCUAAAUGUAAGUAUUUGCUUCAGGACUGGCCUGUGUCAACACCUGAACUAAGGAUGGAGAGUGAAGCAGUCAAACGCGUUGGCAACUCCACUUAUCUUGGAAGUUUGAUCAGCCCUAAUGGGUUAGUGUCUGACGAAAUCUCUGCACGGAUUCGAAAAGCUCGUUUGGCUUUCGCCAACUUACGUCACCUAUAGCGAAGACGAGAUAUCCACCUGUCAAUUAAGAGACGAGUAUACUGCGCAGCAGUUCGUUACGUUCUGGCUGCGAAAUGUGAUCAUGAAGAGUAGAACGUACUCGUAAGCUACUAGUAUUUGACCACAGAUGCCCUAAAAAUAUUGUUCGCAUCUUCUCGCAUCACCAAGUAAGUAAUAGUGAGGUUAGACGCAGGGUAUUCGAGAAUGAUGGUAAACCAGUGGAUGAGGUUGUGAAUCUUCAUCGACUGAGAUGGUUGGGUCACGUGUUACGUAUGCCUGAACACCGUUUACCACGACGCACAAUGCUGACUAGUGUAGGAGAUGGUUGAAAGAAAGUUAGGAGCGGUCAAACCAAAACGUGGCGUCGGUGCUUGAAGUCACUAACUUCUGGUCUGAGCCAUGUUGGUAGAUACUACUAAACUACUUGGUUGGGGUCCACGUGACUAUCGUAACCAAUGGUUGGAGACUGGGUGACAUGGCUCAGAAUGGAACACAGUGGCGUCGGUGUAUACACUCUCUGUCUUCCCUUAUACUUUGAGAUUAAAAUUGCUUCAUAUCUUUCUUUCUACGGACUAAUUGUUUCUUCCUGUACUAUAUCCUUUUACACAAUCGUUUGUAUAUUACUACCAUUGAACUAACUACCUCUAUGGAUUCGGUGUUCAUCUUGUGCUGAUGAGGUAUGGCAACUUGCAUUGAUGCACAUAUGUGCCUGGUCCUACGUUGUAGAUGACUGAUUGACCGAAACUUUUAAUUCUUCAUCGUAUAGUUUAUGCAAUCAUGUAGACGAUGUUCAUUAUUAUCUCCAUCAGCUAAGUAAUAAAAUUCGUUGGUUAUUGAAAGUGUAGAGAUAAGCCUGUCCCAAAAAAUAAAAUUGUCCUGCGAUUCUACGACUUUACUGAUGACUUUUUUACUUUUAAAUGAAACACACAAGCUGAAGGUGACCGGUCACGAAUCGGCACCAGAUCGUUAUGAGGUAGGUUUUACUAAGCACGUCCACCUAUUAUUAACUGCCUUAAACCAAACAUCUCAUAUGUCGACAGCUUUCUAGAUAUAUCUUCGAACUAUUUCUGAUUUGUCUGGAUCCUGAAUCUUCAGAAUUCAAAGCUGUUACGGAUAAAAGCUCUGUCAGAACAUAAACACAAGUGACUCUCGUGGAAGUUCUUGUUUUAUUUGUAUUUGUUUAAACUGACAUUUUACACUCAGUAGGUAGAUUUCUUCCAACGUUUGAACAGAUGAGGGAGGAAAAGUUGUGUAUUGGACUCCCUUGUGGUUUUGGGUGUCUUUACUUUCAAACCAAGUCGUGAGCCACACAUCAUACUCAAAUGAGGUCCAGCGUGUAUACUUAUUUGAGGGCGUUCAACUAAAAUGUUUCUGGAAAAACCAACAACGUUUGCAUCAACGAUACAAGCCAACGGAACUGUUUAUUUCGAUGAUCAUUUUACAGCCACACAUAAACAAACUAAAGUACAGUGCCCACCGGAUCAUCUGACAGUUGAAAGGUGUUCAGUCUACCAGUACUUACUUACUUGCUUACGCCUGUUACUCCUCGUGAAGGAGCAUAGGCCGCUCACCAGCAUUCUCCAUCCAACCCUGUCCUGGGCAAUCCUUUCUAGCUCCGUCCAGUUGUAAUUCAUCGUUUUCAUAUCUGUUUCUAUUAUCCGACGCAAUGUGUUCUUUGGCCUUCCUCUUUUUCGCUUCCCUUCAGGAUUCCAAGUGAGGGCAGUUUGAUGCAGUUUGAUGACUUGUGUAAUGUAUGUUCUAUCCAUUUCCAUCGUCUACCAGUAUAAUCUGAAAAAUCUACUCGAACACUGUCCUAGUAAAUUCUACCGUAAUUUUUAUCUAAAGAUCACCCUAGUAAAUGUACUCCUAAAAUUGCACCUUUUUUCCAAGUAUUUAUCAGGCUUGAUGGAUGAAAAUAAAUACUGAUUGCAGUUUGUGCACUACCCCUCUGACGACAAGAUCGACCUAAGUUUUAUCAAAAUUGAAUUCUACUAUCAAAUAUCUGAGUUAUUAUUUUGUCAUGAACCAGUGCCUUUAAAUCAUGGAUUAAGUACGUCGAUGUAAAAAAAGUAAUAUUCGACAACAAGUCAUAUUGAAAACUUUUCUAAUAGCUUAAAAGGUGAUUUAUUUACUAUCACUCUAAUGUUAACAUAUUCAUAGGGCACUCUUAGCAGAAAGAAGCCAUGAGUACUCUCAUCGGAUAAUUUUAUUAUGUCACUGACAAACAUUAUAAAGAGAGAUAUUAUCACUGCCAAGAGAUGAGACCUGAGACAAUAUCCUCACAUCUGCAG